Molecule: messenger RNA, 2248 nt
Organism: Gasterosteus aculeatus aculeatus (three-spined stickleback)
Lineage: Eukaryota; Metazoa; Chordata; Actinopteri; Perciformes; Gasterosteidae
Gene: c18h1orf198
Product: chromosome 18 C1orf198 homolog
Source: RefSeq, a predicted model, not a curated record
CAAUAACAGCUGGAAGCGGCUAAAGAUGGCCGCCGCGACCAUGGCAGGGAUCGACGUCCACAGGAUGGAGCAAAAGAAGUUCGAAUACUUCUCCUCCAUCAACUCCAUGGCGAGGAAGAUAAUGCAGGAGAGGAAGAUCAUCGAAGCCAAGCACGGUUCGUCUUGGGAGAAGAUGACGCCGCAGGAGCAAGACAGCGCCAUCGACCACGGAAUGAUGGAUCCGCACAUCCGAGCCCGAUACGCCAUGCACAGGGUCGAACGGGAAGAAGUGGUCUGUUACCCUAAGCUGCUCCUCCAAACCGGCCAGAAGAUCGUUCAUUUCGGCGAGGAGGAUAUAACCUGGCAAGAUGAGCAUUCUGCCCCCUUCUCGUGGGAAACCAAGAGCCAGUUGGACUUCAGCUUGUCAUUAGGCACCGCCGACCAGGACUUCUCAGCCUCGCAGGCAGAGUCAAAGCCUUCAAAGGUUCCUCAUUCCAGCCAGCCAACUAAGAGUACACCAGGGGUCAAGGUGUCCGUCAGUGAGAUACGCAGGCCAGAGGAAGAGUCGUCUUUCUGGAAGAUCAGCGCAGAGAGGUCCCGGCUGGAGGGAGAGCAGGCCGACUUCCAGUCCCUAACCCCCAGCCAGAUCAAAUCCCUCGAGAAAGGAGAGAAAUCCCUCCCCUCCUACCUCCGACAGGAGACAACUGUCACCACCAAGGAGCAUGAGGCAGCAGACCCCCACCCUCCGGCUCCCACCAGGUCCACCAAGCAGCGAGCACCCAAACCUCCUGCUCCGCACCCCCCCAUCGCCAUUCCUGUAGCUGUGAGCGCGACACCCGCGUCCAUCUCCAUCUCGCCAAACCCGCCGCCUGUCAGCGUGAUGUCGUCCGUGGCAGGAUGGGAGCGCUCUCAGAGCACCCUGCCGUCAGUCGGGAACACUGUGGACGAAGUGUUCUCCUCCAGCAUGAUGCCCAAACCCUCUCACCCCCCCGCCGGACUGGAGAAAGAGAAACCGGCGGAAGGCUCAGCGGCCAGCCCCACCUUUGCCCAGUACAACACCAGCAACAACCUGCUGAAGACUGGAUUUGACUUCCUAGACAACUGGUAAAACACAAGACCAGCCAGCGCUUUCAAUUAAUCAUCUUCGUCAUCCAUCCAUCACCUGAAGAAAGGAGCACACUGCCAUGACUAUAGACAUCCACGUCUAGAUUUACCAACACACCAGUCUUUGGAAUGAACACAUAUGUUAUUAUCUUAAGUGCUUUGUUCAGACAUGACUUCACUUCCUGUGCUGGUGUACCAUCUCCCUCUUAAUUAGGUUUUGAUUUCUUUCCCACUAAAUGGAUAGCAGCAAAAUAAUUAAAAGUCUGAGGAAAGCAGUAAGAAAAAACAAACGCUAACAAAGAGUGAACCCCCCCUCCCCAUUAAUACCCUUCUAACUCUGGUACCUUGUUGAUCACAUUUGCAGUGUGAAUGCACAGUAAAGGUUUAAGUUUGCUGCCUCCACAUGUAACUUUUAGACGCUAAUCUACCAUAAGCAUGUUACAUUUUCAUUUGUGCAAAACACUACAACACUCUUUGUUUAUUUUUCCUUUUCGGUAGGAAGAUGUUGAUAUGCUUUUAUUUAUACGUACCUAUAUAUUCAUAUAAACUUAAGAGUUUUAGAGUUAAAGUAAUGUGCAGUGCCACAGUCUCGGCCCAAAUGAUGCAAUUACAGCCAACAAUGUUCCUACUGGUUAUGGAAUAGUGGGGAAUUUUUGGAUGUUCAGUUGGGGAAUAUUGUGGGAUUUUACCGUUGCAUCCCCUUUGCAGAAAUUUAAACCGAAUGUAUUUUCCAACAUUCACAUAUCAAUGAAUUCAAUGGUGGUUCUCAUUAAGAGGAAUCCAAAAAGAACAUCAGUGAAGAACUGUCAUGAAAGUGCUCAAACUUAGUCAUGAAUAACUGGCUGCUGUGGGAACCUGUUACAGAGGUCCUGUGUGGAUUGUCAACACCUGCACCAACUGUCACCUUUUUUUAAAUAAAUCUAGUGCUGAGCAAAGCUAUUGUGCAUUUAUAGUGAAAAAAGACGCAGUCAACCGUCGUGUUUUAGAUAAAUAAGCAGGCAUGUAGUGAUUUGUGCCACUUGUGUCAUAGGUCUAAAAUCCGGUUUACAUUGGAGUACUAUUUUACUGAAUUUUAUAUUUAGCGGCUGAUUGUGUCUUAAGCUAUACUUGUAGAUUUCACUCACGUCAAAUAUCGGAAGAAAUAAAUAAAUAAAAGUAAUGUUUA